UUCAGCUGUUUUCUUGCCUCGACCAACAAUAGAAUCAGGCCUCGGCGCCGAAAGCUUAUACUAUUCCUUUGCACUUUAAUUAACUUGUUUAAUUUUAGGUGGUUUAUAGUAAUGAUGUUUCUUAACUAUUGUAGGUUAAUUGUGAACCCGAAAUAUUCAUGAAGGUACUAGGGAAAACUCGGUAAAAUAAUGAUGCAGCAGGAGGAACCUUAUGACUCGCAAGCUGAUUCGCCUCUUAUAGUUACCAUACAUAUUUUAGCCAUUGUUGUUACAGGCGCAGCUGUUUAUUUCGAAUACUAUCACACUGAGACUGCACAUUUCUAUGUUGCAAGAUUUUUCGCUUAUACUGGAUAUGCAGAAGCACAGAGCGUUUUAGCACAGAAAUAUUUGACUGGAAGCGGCGUUCGUAGAAAUGUUACGUUAGCGAUACAUUGGCUGAAAGAAGCUGUUGCACAAGAGCAUCCUCAUGCAGCUUACAAUUUAGCUAUUGUGCAUAUGGAUGGGUACCCAACUGGCCUUCGGCAUGGAGAAUCGAAGAAGCUGCUGGAAUUGGCAGCAAGCAAGGGUAUGAAGCAGGCAGAGGACGCGCUGCGGAAGCUGUGCGCGGGCCGAGGAAGGUACUGCAAGCUGAAGUAG
Messenger RNA from Schistocerca serialis cubense, 636 nucleotides. RefSeq names its product sel1-repeat-containing protein YbeT-like. Lineage: Eukaryota; Metazoa; Arthropoda; Insecta; Orthoptera; Acrididae. The record is from RefSeq and is a predicted model, not a curated record. The coding region runs from base 190 to 636 and encodes 148 amino acids. The transcript has 4 exons. Gene Ontology annotation, molecular function: protein binding.